Ichthyophthirius multifiliis is the source of this 267-nucleotide messenger RNA. RefSeq names its product ubiquitin carboxyl-terminal hydrolase family protein, putative. The record is from RefSeq and is a predicted model, not a curated record. Lineage: Eukaryota; Ciliophora; Oligohymenophorea; Hymenostomatida. The transcript is spliced from 3 exons.
AUGACUCUUUAGAACUCUAUCCUUUUGGUAAAAUAUAUUAGAGGGAUGAAGCACGAAUUAAAUUUGAAUAAGAAUUAAAAAUUAAUUGAUAAAUCUUCAUAUUAAAUAUAACCUUUAAAUUCGAGAGUUUUUGAUUUUGAACUAAGAUAAAAUUUAAAAAUUAAUGAUGAAGUAGAUUGUUGUGAUAGUUCUUAAAUUUGGUAUAAAUCCCAUGUUUUAGAAGUAAAAGAUGAAGGAACAGAAAAUAAAUUAGUUUUAAUAGGUUGA